AUGGCCACCAUCCAGUCUGAGACCGACUGCUAUGACAUCAUCGAGGUGCUGGGCAAGGGCACCUUCGGGGAGGUAGCCAAGGGCUGGCGGCGAAGCACGGGGGAGAUGGUGGCCAUCAAGAUCCUCAAGAAUGACGCCUACCGCAACCGCAUCAUCAAGAACGAGCUGAAGCUGCUGCGGUGUAUGCGGGGCCUGGACCCCGAGGAGGCCCACGUCAUCCGCUUCCUCGAGUUCUUCCACGAUGCCCUCAAGUUCUACCUGGUAUUCGAGCUGCUGGAGCAAAACCUGUUCGAAUUCCAGAAGGAGAACAACUUCGCACCCCUGCCUGCCCGCCACAUCCGAACGGUUACCCUGCAGGUGCUCAGAGCCCUGGCCCGGCUCAAGGAGCUGGCCAUCAUCCAUGCCGAUCUCAAGCCCGAGAACAUCAUGCUGGUGGACCAGACCCGCUGCCCCUUCAGAGUCAAGGUGAUUGACUUCGGCUCAGCAAGCAUUUUCAGCGAGGUGCGCUAUGUCAAGGAACCAUAUAUUCAGUCGCGCUUCUACCGGGCCCCUGAGAUCCUGCUGGGGCUGCCCUUCUGCGAGAAGGUGGAUGUGUGGUCCCUGGGCUGCGUCAUGGCCGAGCUGCACCUGGGUUGGCCCCUCUACCCAGGCAACAAUGAGUACGACCAGGUGCGCUACAUCUGUGAGACUCAGGGCUUGCCCAAGCCCCACCUGCUGCACGCCGCCCGCAAGGCGCACCACUUCUUUAAGCGCAACCCCCAUCCUGAUGCCAGCAACCCCUGGCAGCUCAAGUCCUCUGCCGACUACCUGGCUGAGACAAAGGUGCGCCCCCUGGAGCGCCGCAAGUACAUGCUCAAGUCACUGGACCAGAUCGAGACCGUGAACGGCGGUGGAGCAGCCAGCCGGCUGACCUUCCCCGACCGCGAGGCGCUGGCGGAGCUCGCCGACCUCAAGAGCAUGGUGGAGCUGAUCAAACGCAUGCUCACGUGGGAGUCGCACGAGCGCAUCAGCCCCAGCGCCGCCCUGCGCCACCCCUUUGUGUCCAUGCAGCAGCUGCGCAGCGCCCACGAGACCACCCGCUACUACCAGCUCUCGCUGCGCGGCUGCCGCCUCUCGCUGCAGGUGGAGGGCAAGCCGCCCACGCCUGGCGUGGCAGCCGUGGAGGAUGGGCCCCCCUACUACCGGCUGGCCGAGGAGGAGGAGGCUGUGGGCAUAGGCAGCGUGGUGGGCAGCGGGCCCUUCUUCUGCGAGGAGAAGGCGCCGGGCAUGCAGAAGGCCAUCGAUCAGCUGGACGACCUGAGUCUGCAGGAGGUGGGACGCGGGCUGUGGGGCGAGACCCGAGCCGACGCGGUUCCUGACAUGCUGGCCCCACUCAAGGCCACUGCUGCUAGCCGCCGGGUGCCCGACUCGGGCCCCGAGCCCAUCCUGGCCUUCUACAGCAGCCGCCUGGCAGGUCGCCACAAGGCCCGCAAGCCACCUGCGGGCUCCAAGUCAGACUCCAACUUCAGUAACCUCAUCCGGCUAAGCCAGGCCUCCCCCGAGGACGAGGGACCGUGCCGGGGCAGCGGCUGGGCUGAAGGAGAGCGCCGUGGGGCCUCAGCCGAGCCGCCCAGCCUCCCACAGCGGGAUGGGGAUGGACCAGACGUCAAGGAUAUGACUAUGGAUGCUGAUAGGCCAGGCCCUGAGCUCUUCGACCCCAGCAGCUGCCCUGGGGAAUGGCUGAGCGAGCCAGACUGGACCCUGGAGGGUGUCAGGGGGCCACGGGCUCAGGGGCUCCCAGCCCGCCACGCUCACCCGCAUGGUCCCUCCCGGACCACCAGCUUUCUGCAGCACGUCAGUGGGCACCACUGAUGGUGACCCCACCCCUGCCCAUCACUGGGGGCUGUGCUAGUGGGGCUGGCAUCCCCUCCUGAGAAGCCAUUUCCUGAACCCACAAAUUAUUCUUACAGAAAGACAGUUAUCCAGAAAUCCCCCAAUACCCUCGCCCUGGUGCAUGCCAGCACAUACCCCCUGAACACA
Messenger RNA from Neogale vison (American mink), 2019 nucleotides. It is a transcript of the gene HIPK4, whose product is annotated as homeodomain interacting protein kinase 4. The transcript has 4 exons. Gene Ontology annotation, molecular function: protein serine/threonine kinase activity; protein tyrosine kinase activity; ATP binding. The record is from RefSeq and is a predicted model, not a curated record. NCBI's taxonomy places the organism in Eukaryota, Metazoa, Chordata, Mammalia, Carnivora, Mustelidae. Bases 1 to 1851 code for a protein of 616 amino acids. Gene Ontology annotation, biological process: peptidyl-threonine phosphorylation; peptidyl-serine phosphorylation. Gene Ontology annotation, cellular component: nucleus; cytoplasm.